Messenger RNA from Fusarium oxysporum Fo47, 789 nucleotides. RefSeq lists its product as uncharacterized. The record is from RefSeq and is a predicted model, not a curated record. Lineage: Eukaryota; Fungi; Ascomycota; Sordariomycetes; Hypocreales; Nectriaceae. The transcript has a single exon. Bases 1 to 789 code for a protein of 262 amino acids.
AUGGCUCGACCUAUGGACGCUCACGAUGACAUUGCCAUCGCUGAGAUUGUCAUCUAUACCUUCAUCCUCAUCGGAGCCCUCUUUCUCUGCAAGACUCAUGGCUUUGGACGCACUGCUGGCUGGCUCUACAUCUGCAUUCUAUCACUUGCCCGUCUAAUCGGCUCUUCUAUGCUCCUCGCAACUAUCAACGACCCAAGUAACACAAGCCUCUACGUUGGCUGGCUUACACUGAACGGUCUCGGCCUCGGCCCCUUGAUCCUUAUCCUUCUCGGCCUGCUUAGUCGUUGCUUCGAUUCUAUCAAGCGACAGGGCGGCCGCGGCGUUCUACCGAUCUAUCAGCGUGCGAUCCAACUUCUGAUGCUUGCUGCCAUUAUCCUUAUCUCAGUUGGCGGUGCCAACUCGGACUACGAACUCAACGGCUCCUCUCCCAGCGUCAAGUACAACUCCGAGUGCAAGAUUGGUGUCAUCCUCAUGAUUCUUGUACUUGUCUUGGUUUUGGGCCAGUUCUUCCUUGCUCUCCGUAGCCAGUCCUACAUUGCUGAUGGCGAGCAUCGACUUCUUAUCGCCGUUGGUGCUUCUCUGCCCUUUGUCGUUGUCCGACUUGCCUACACCUGCGCCCUCAUCCUCGGCGGCCACAAGCAGGAUGUUUGGAUGUAUCUCGGUGCUGGUAUAAUUAUGGAGAUGAUGGUCGCGAUCAUCUGCGAGGCCGUUGGAUUCACUCUCUGUAAGGCUCCUAAGCCCACAGAGAGCCAGGAGAUGAUUAACAUCAAGGACUCGAUCGAAGCAUAA